AUGCUCGAGUUGUUGGAGAUUCGCGCCUAUGCCUACUCAAUACAAGGCAAGCUUUACUCAGCCAUUGCAGAUACACAACGAAUGAUCGGGUACGCCCCAAUAUCAUCCAUUGGAUAUCUUUGUAAAGCAAAUAUCUAUGCUACGUACGGAUAUCAAAUACGUGCAAUCGAGGCAUACGACGAGGGACUGAAACAUUCUACAGCAAGUUCACAUCCCUGCACAGCAAUAUAUCAUCAAUGGUGCCAUGAAGAGCUCGAAGACGCAAGAGCAAAAGCAGUGGCGCGCAAUGAUAACCGUAUCGAUAUUAUCGCGAAAUUAACCAGUGGAAGUUGCACAUUCCAUUCUAGCACGACUCUCUCAAGCAAGCGAUGGCACAUGCUUGUAUGUUUCAAACGUCUGGUGGAAAUUGAUAAUGAGCUGCGCUGA
This is a messenger RNA of Zychaea mexicana, 426 nucleotides long. RefSeq lists its product as uncharacterized. Gene Ontology annotation, molecular function: protein binding. The transcript has a single exon. Bases 1 to 426 code for a protein of 141 amino acids. Lineage: Eukaryota; Fungi; Mucoromycota; Mucoromycetes; Mucorales; Lichtheimiaceae. The record is from RefSeq and is a predicted model, not a curated record.